This is a messenger RNA of Arctia plantaginis, 666 nucleotides long. The record is from the annotation of a GenBank genome assembly. Lineage: Eukaryota; Metazoa; Arthropoda; Insecta; Lepidoptera; Erebidae.
AUGUCUUCAGUAUGUUGUGGAACAAAAAAACAAAAACUGAACAACUCGUACAGUAACAAUAUAGAACGACCUUUGAAUGGUUACCAAGAGUCCGUGGCUAUUCCUGAUAUGUGUUACUUUUGUUUCGAUGUUUUGUAUUGUCAGCUGCACAGUAUGGACCCUCCCCAAACGCCAAAUUUUACUAACGAUGCCUAUCCAUUGUUUGUGACAUGGAAAAUUGGCAAGGAGCACAGACUUCGAGGUUGCAUUGGAACAUUUAAUGCAAUGCAUUUACACUCAGGUCUCCGAGAAUACGCGAUAACCAGUGCUCUCAAAGACUCGCGCUUCACGCCUAUUACAAGGGAGGAAGUCCCGCGGCUGACGGUCUCCGUAUCAAUCCUUCAACAUUUUGAGGAGGCUGAGCACUAUUUAGACUGGAAGCUUGGCAAGCACGGCAUCAGGAUCGAGUUUAUUAGUGAACGGGGCUCGAAAAGAACUGCUACUUACUUACCUCAAGUUGCUACCGAGCAAGGUUGGGACCAAAUACAAACAAUAGACUCGCUAUUACGAAAAGGCGGAUACAAGGCUGCCAUUACAGCAGACAUGAGACGAAGCAUCAAGUUAACCCGCUACCAGUCGGAGGAGAUCUCUGCGACCUACAACGAAUACAUCAACCAACGCUGCUAG